AUGCAUUCUCACCUUCACACCCCGUAUAACAUCAACUGCGAAGAGAUCAUGACUGCUCUCGACCAAUGCCACGCCCAGGGCUUCCUGCAUAAAGCCUUAGGGAACUGCAACGACAUCAAGCGAGAGGUUAACCGCUGUUUGGCGGGUGAGCGGUACGAGCGGGCAAAGCGCAAUCGCGACGAUGCGCGGGAGAAGAGGAGGCGCAUUGAAAAGAUCUGGGCUGAUGAAAGAGCUGCUGUGUCUGGUGUCCCGGCCAGCGCUCCAGGCAGCAGUACACCGGCUACUUCUGCUGGUGCAGAGAAACAAUGA
This is a messenger RNA of Aspergillus versicolor CBS 583.65, 309 nucleotides long. RefSeq names its product COX assembly mitochondrial protein. The transcript has 2 exons. The record is from RefSeq and is a predicted model, not a curated record. Bases 1 to 309 code for a protein of 102 amino acids. Gene Ontology annotation, cellular component: mitochondrion. Lineage: Eukaryota; Fungi; Ascomycota; Eurotiomycetes; Eurotiales; Aspergillaceae.